Molecule: messenger RNA, 864 nt
Organism: Symbiodinium natans
Lineage: Eukaryota; Dinophyceae; Suessiales; Symbiodiniaceae
Source: the annotation of a GenBank genome assembly
AUGGGUUGGAACGAUUUUUUUCAGGCGUGGGAACGCGUGACCUCUGAAGAGUCCUUUGUGGAGCGUGUGACUGCUGCUUUUUCCAGGGCCACGAACUCGCCUGCGGUCAAAGGCUCGUCUGAGUUCCGUCGGAGGAAAGCUGUCCUCUUGGUGGUCAUCCGUGCGCUGGUGCAGCUUCUCAUCGGUACUCAGCAGCAGUCUGGGGCCAUACGGCUGGUCCGAACUCGAGAAAGAGAGCUCGAGGGCACGGAGGCAUUGCCAUAUCAUCCUUACGCUACGUUCGUCGAGGAUACCCUGGAAGAGGUCAGAGGAGUGCUUCAGGCACCUUCGCCGGAGCCUGAGAUACCGGCUCCGAGGCAAGUACCUUGCCCGGAACACCAGGCGCUCUCAUCUUCUUCUUCUGCCGCGCCGCGUGUUGCACCUUUGGAAGUGGUCGAAGUGCGUGAGGACAUCCCUGUCCUGAUUUCAUUGGAUUUCAGCGGGGUGCUCAACAUCCACUUUCAGGACAGCCGAGAUUUUUUGGACCGUUUGAACGCAGAGCGUCCGAGCCACGUGAAGCUGAAGUUUAUUUGCACGAGUUACUCUGGGACAGAACGGGCCAAAGAAACGCGUCAGUCGAUGGCUUCGGAGCUUCCGGGCGUGCCAGUCUACAUCACUAGCUCUCCAACGGGCCGUCCUGGAAAAGGAGCCUUCAUUAAGCGUUUGAUGGACCGGCGGUCGGAUCACUUUGCGUGUCAUUUGGAUGACAGAUCAGACAUCGUGCGGGACGUCGAGGCGUAUGGUGUUCACGGUAUUUUGGUAUCGCCGAAUACGUGGCUGACUGAUCUCGUGCCCACUGUGUUGUUGUGGCUGCGGUCCCUGUAA